This is a messenger RNA of Solea senegalensis (Senegalese sole), 1764 nucleotides long. RefSeq names its product GRAM domain-containing protein 2B-like. The record is from RefSeq and is a predicted model, not a curated record. The transcript is spliced from 14 exons. Lineage: Eukaryota; Metazoa; Chordata; Actinopteri; Pleuronectiformes; Soleidae. Bases 126 to 1400 code for a protein of 424 amino acids.
CUCUGUCUCGGGCCGAGGAGUCGAGUUGUUUCCCUAACUUUCCGUUCCAAACGCUCCAUACAUUCUAUGCGGCGCUGCGGCGGGAAACCAAAUGGGGUCGAGGUGCAAGAUAUGAACUUUAACAGAUGGUACUGAUGACCGAGCCGGCGGACAGACCUCUGACCCCGCUGUCCGCACCGGAGCAACUCUUGAACUCCCGUGGGAAUCGGCCGACGUCUGGGCCGGAGAAUGGAGUGGAGAGGAGACAGAGGAGGCGUGGAAGGUCAAAAACAGAUCCCACGCGGUGCGUGGACACCGAGUCUGAUCCAUCUGAAGGCAGGAGGAAAACAACCGGCCUGGGACUGAAACCUGUGGAGCAACUUUCCCCAAUGCUGAGCCCAAGUGACUUUGACGCAAAGUUUCAAAGGAGCAAAUCGGAGCCCGGUCAGUUGUCAAAGACAAAUAAACACUAUCACAAGUUGUUCAAAGAAGUCAGCAGAGAUGAGUCACUCAAGCAAAGUUACACUUGUGCCCUGCAGAAAGAUAUGUUAUAUCAGGGCAAAAUGUUUGUCUCUGAUAACUGGAUCUGCUUCCACUCCAAAGUCUUUGGCAGAGAUACUAAGAUUUCAAUCCCUGUCGUGUCCGUGACGUUUAUCAAAAAAACCAAAACUGCGUUAUUAGUGCCAAAUGCCCUUGUGAUUGAAACUGCAAGUGAUCAGCAUGUGUUUGUGUCGUUCCUCUCCCGAAACACAACCUACAAGCUUCUGAAAUCCAUCUGCAUUCAAUUGGAGGUGGAGAAGAAAUGUAACAGCGUUCUUAAUUCUUCCUUUGAAAACAGCCUGAGCGCCAGCUGCCCGUCGUCACUUCCCCUGGAUCUUUCUGGAGACUUCUCUGACUUGGACGGCGUCGUGCAGCAGAGACGGCAGGAGAUGAUGGAGAGCAGCAGCUCUGGGUCUCGGACUCCGGAUUAUGACAAACUAACCGACUUCACCAGCGUCCCAGACGCGUUCCUCAGUGCAACGAAGAGCACAGAGGUUUCAGUCCACGCAGACGUUCACCUGCAGACUCCAGGCCAGAAACACAGAGCGGCCCUCAACAACGGGACGGCCAAGACUGACCACGGAGUCAUAUUCAGAGACAAAUCCUCACAGUCCAUGCCGCUACUCGCCAUCCUCCUCAUCUACUUGGUGAUAGUCAGUGUUCUCGUCUUGUCCUCCUGUUACAUGGCUUUCAAGAUCAUGGCUCUUGAGCACCGGCUGAACUCCCUGAUAUCCAUGGGGGAGCGCAUUCGAAACGAGCAUGCCUUGAGCCACAGGUCCCAGGGUGAACUGAACGCUGAGUUCUAUGGCGAGCUGUCCACCAACCUGUUCAAGAUAGAAAAGAUCCAAAAGAACCUCCAGAAGCUACUUGAAGGAACUUAAAGGACGACCGUUGGACGAGAGCUCAAUCUUUUAUGAGACACAUUCCUUUAACAGCAGAAGAUCGGAUGCCAAAGUGUGGACGACUCGUGUAGAGAGUUGUCUUUAAUAUAAAUCGUGCAAUAUCUGUCCUCCUUUCCUCUCAGGACUCUUUUAUAUUUGAAGUCUUUCUCAAGACAAAAGUUGUGCUAGAGCAGAAACUGAGUGUAGAGCUAAGUGUGUGUGUGUGUGUGUGUGUUCCAGUGUUAGGGAUAGGAAAGCAAUAAUGUGUAGCUUUUGUCUUUGAUUAUACAUUUCAGAACAGUGGGAUAUGUAUAUCUAUAUAUAUAUAUAUAUAUAUAUAUAUAUAUAUAUAUAUAUAUAUGUA